Messenger RNA from Neogale vison (American mink), 2700 nucleotides. RefSeq names its product calcium channel flower domain containing 1 (gene CACFD1). The transcript is spliced from 5 exons. The coding region runs from base 46 to 564 and encodes 172 amino acids. The record is from RefSeq and is a predicted model, not a curated record. NCBI's taxonomy places the organism in Eukaryota, Metazoa, Chordata, Mammalia, Carnivora, Mustelidae. Gene Ontology annotation, biological process: vesicle-mediated transport. Gene Ontology annotation, cellular component: membrane.
CGGAGCCCUUUGUGAGGGCGGCGGACGACGCCAGACGGCGGCACCAUGAGCGGCUCGGGCGGGGCGGCGGCGGCGGCCGUCAGCUCCGCGCCGCCCGCGCAGGACGAGGGCAUGACGUGGUGGUACCGCUGGCUGUGCCGCCUGUCGGGGGUGCUGGGGGCCGUCUCUUGCGCUGUCUCGGGCCUCUUCAACUGCAUCACCGUCCGCCCUCUGAACAUCGCGGCCGGCGUGUGGAUGAUCAUGAACGCCUUCACCCUGCUGCUCUGCGAGGCGCCCUUCUGCUGCCAGUUCAUCGAGUUCGCGAACACCGCGGCGGCGAAGGCGGACCGGCUGCGCUCCUGGCAGAAGGCUGUCUUCUACUGCGGGAUGGCCGUCAUUCCCAUCAUCAUCAGCCUGACCCUGACCACGCUGCUGGGCAAUGCCAUCGCGUUCGCCACCGGCGUGCUGUAUGGACUCUCCGCUCUGGGCAAAAAGGGCGAUGCGAUCUCCUAUGCCAGGAUCCAGCAGCAGAAGCAGCAGGUGGACGAGGAGAAGCUCACGGACACCCUGGAGGGGGAGCUGUAAUGUGAGCUCCCUGCUCGCCCCUCUGGUUCAGUGCGGACACAUCCUGCAGGGAUGAGGCCUGGAGCACUGACCCUGAAGGACAUCCUGGAAGAGGAGCCUUUGGCUCCCACCAGCCCCCCUACACCUGGAGUCCUCUUCUGUCUUCUCCUCCCUCUAGCUUGGUGUCUCCCGGCCCUGGGCCUCGGCCCGCGGCAGGAAGCCUGGCAGUGACAGCGGGCAGCCUCCACGGUGACCCAGGCCGCGCGGCUGGAGGCGGGGCGGGGCCUGCCUGGUCCCACUCCUCGCAGCUGGCCCGGCUCAGCUGGAAACACGCUGCCGUGUGCAUUUCCGGACGCCCACCGCCAGCGGAGACCAGGGACCUGCUGAAGGCUGGGGCGGGGCUUCCCCCACAGAUGCUGGGCUUGUGCCGAGCGGGGAGCCAUGUCCCCCUGGGCCCGGGCAUUGGGCAGAGUCAGCCUCCACUUGGCUCUUCGGGCAAGAAAGUAACUUGUAGGCUGAGUCAUCCGGGCCCCCUCUGUCUACCUGUCAUCGGGACGGUGGUGCCCCGUGGCCCAUGCUCUCCUCCUACCACUGCCUAGGUUCCUCCCCACCUCUCUGUUCUCCGUGGGAGCCCACAGCACUCCCGAGAUGCUUCCCGAGUGUCCAGAACAGCCACCUUGGCAGUGGCUGGACAGCUAGGGACUGCUCCCUCCCCCGGUUCCCCGGAAGCUUGCACAAACCGUUCAGCAUACUUCUGGGUCCUGGCCCGGGCCCCAGGUUCUCCCUCCAACCCGCAAGGCCCUGGUGCUGAGGAAGUGGGGAGGGCAGGCUCUCCUUUGUCCUGUGGGCCUGUCUGUCCAUCUUUCUGGUGUGGUCCUGCCACGUCAGCCGUGGCCCAACCGAGUUAGUAGGGCUAAGUUCAACCCACCAAUAUUGCUGCCGGCCUACCCCCCGACCCUGCCUUCGGGGAGUUUUUUGCCUUUGAGAGCUGGGCAGAGGCCAGAGCUGCCUCCACCACCACGAGCUGUACCCAGGCCACCUGGGAGCAAGGCCCGUGCGGAUGGUGCGAGGAGGCGGCCCUGCCUGGGCUGGGCACCGUUGCCCCCGGCCUCCCUCCACGCCAGCAUUCCGGUGUCCCCUGCGUGUGUCCGCCUCAGCCCACGGACGGCUCUGCUCAAGGGACCAGCCCCCAGCUGCUAGGCCUGUCCAGUGGGGCCUGGCCAAGCCCGGGUGGCACUGGGCACAGAUGGGUUGGUGUGGAAAAGGUCUAGCUCUGCUCUUCCUUCUCCCGGGACCCUAGCUGUGCCAGCUCCCAGCCCUGAGCUCAGCCCCAGCCCUGCUUUGUUGAAAGCAGCCCUAGGGCUGUGUCCAAAUCCUUGCUUCCCGGAGACAGCUCCUCUCUGGGUGGGGGCUGGGCUUGUCAGUGUUGGACAGUGGGAGGGACACGUCCCAGGGCUUCUGCUCAGCAGCGGCCCCCAGCGGCCUUCCAGAGAGCCCACCAGGCUGAGCCCCAGGGCACGGCAGCUGGCCGGCCUGGUGGGACACGUGCCUUCAGGGGUCCCCUGGGACCACCUUUCUCAAGCAAGCGCUGGGUUCAAAGGGCUAUGGGUUCUAUACUCUCCAGGCGGGCGGGGGUGUGCGUGUGCGUGUGUUCUGCAUGUGCUACAAGACCUGUCUACCUCCCAAGAGGAGCAAGGGCCCUGCCUGCCCCUCUUGGCUCAUUCUUACCGAGGCAGUGGGAUGCGGGGGUCACUUCUGCCCAGCCCUCCUGACCCCGCUGCACAGGCCUCGCUGGCGGGGCUUCCUUCUGCAGGGGGAGAGGCUGGCUGUGUCCAGGAAGGCUGCACCUCUACCCCAUCAGGUCGGGUGGGCUCUCGAGGCAGGCGCAGACCCUCCAGCCCGAGUCAUUGGCCGGGUCGGACCCGUCACGUGCCCGGGGUUCCCAGCGAGCCCGGCAAAGCAGUCCCGGAGCAGUGACCCCGUCCCUCAGUGUGGGGUGCCGCCUCGCAAGGAACAUCCGUCCAGGUGGCAGAAGGGGCCAGGCCGCCCGGUUCCGUUCCCGCCUCCACGGGUCUGGACUCUGUCGUCUUGGGUCCCUGUUUCUCGCAGUGUUUGGCUUGCGUUUUGAGCAAUAAAGCUUGGUGUAGUGGUACCCUC